CGGCUAGGGAGGCUAGCCUGUGUGGGUGGAGAAGGCGGUGGGAAAGGGGAGAAGAGGAAGAAGAAGAAGAAGGCGCAAAUGGCGACGGGGGAGUCGCAGCAGGCGUCUCGGCGGGAGGGGCGAGAGCGCGACGAGCACGACGCGUCUCGGCGGGAGCGGGAGCGCGACCACACGCACGGGAGGCGCCCCCACUCCUCGUCCAGGUCGCGGCGGGACGAUCCCAGUCCGAGGAGGAGAAGAGAGGACAGGAGGCAUCAUGAAUCAGACAGAAGUCAUCGCCACAGGAGUCGAGCUGAAGAAAGUGCUAAGGCAGUUGACCGUGACCAGAAGAGGGAUAGGCCAUUGCAAGAUGCCGCGCAGCCCGAUGAUCCUUUGCGAGCGGAGACGAAGCCCCUAGAUGAUGCCAGAAAUGGCUCUCCUGCCAGGCAUGAGAGAUCUCCUAGGGGAACCAAACGGUUUCCUGAAUCAAGAGAUGCUAGGCGGCCUCGAUCGUUCUUUCAGCACGAUGAACGUGGCAGUGCUGGGCAAGGUGGUCGGUGCUAUUACCGCCAGGCUAGUGACCGGGGAAGACAAAGGGAUGAAAAGGAGCAUGUUGGAGAUAGAGAGAAAAACAAAGAUGAAGGAAAGGCUAUGCAGGAUGAACAACAAAAUGAUGGUGAAUCUACAUGGAAGCAUGAUGGGUUCUUCCAGUUGGAGGAAGAAGCUCACCCUGCCAAAAGAAGGCCACCAUUUAAUGAGAUGGGCAUGCCACUGGAGGGGAAAGAAUCUGUGCUUUCUGUUACAGAACCAGAUUCAAGGUCACAUAAACAUGAUCAAGCUGGGCCUACCUCUGCAAUAGGAGAAGAAAGGAGAAAUUAUCACCCACGGGGAUUUGAUAGGCAUGAGGGACCUUUCGUAAGGCCAGAUGGUCAAGGUAUGAGGAGGGGAUUUUCUGAUCACAGGAAUGCUGGCCAAAGAAAUGGCUAUGAUUCAUGGGGGCGUUUUGCUGGUAGAGGAAGGGGCAGAUACAGGUUUAACAACUCAUAUGAUGGGCGAAACAGCAUGCACCAGGCUGCUGGUGAUCAAGCAGAAAAAUGGAAGCAUGACCUUUAUGAACAAACAAAUAGAAGCCCUACUCCUAAGACCGAAGAAGAGCAGAUUGCAAAAAUUGAAGCAUUGUUGGCGCUGUAGCUACUGCUUGGGAUUGCUUUCUGGUCAUAUUUGCAAUGGCUAGAUAGGUGAUCAUCUACUUGGUGUCAUUGGUGUUGAAUGCUGUCAGACCGUCUAUCCUGAUGCUGCGUCACUCAAAUGCAGCUGGCUGAAUUUUGGGGUUGACAAUGUUUUCUUCUUCCAUUUAAGAAAAUGUGCCUGAUAUUCUCGGUUUACUUGAUGUAGGAUCCAUGAACUAAGAACAAGAGUAAACAAUUUGCCUCCCAUUAAAAUGCCUAUCGAAGGCCGAAGUGUUCUUGUAAGAUGAUGUCUACUCAAAUUUUGUGUUUGUUC
Messenger RNA from Oryza sativa Japonica Group (Japanese rice), 1482 nucleotides. RefSeq lists its product as uncharacterized. Gene Ontology annotation, cellular component: exon-exon junction complex. Lineage: Eukaryota; Viridiplantae; Streptophyta; Magnoliopsida; Poales; Poaceae. Gene Ontology annotation, biological process: mRNA processing. The record is from RefSeq and is a predicted model, not a curated record. Gene Ontology annotation, molecular function: mRNA binding.